AUGAAGGAGCCUAGUCUAUUUGAGGCGGGAUGCCCAAGAAUAGAAGUAGCCAUAUGCCGAAAAUCAUCCUCUGUGAUGUCAGGGAGAAAUCGUCUGCUCACUUGCGACAAGAGGGCAUUCUCUACCAUUGAUUCUAGCACAACCGAUUCGAUGUCAAAGGACAAAGGAAAGGCGACAAAAGCUCUUAUUCCAACAAGCCCAAAAAAGAAAGAGGAGAAAUUGGCUUCAUUCUUACCGAUGAUAUUACCAGUUAUUCCGAGAACAGCUUAUGAUAUCACCCUCGGGUCACUCCCUAAUGACAAGGCUAUGUGGUCUUCUCUUCCCACAACUGAUUCUAUACCAGUCUCCUAUCCAACAGCGCUUACUCUUGAACCGGUUACUUUCGUUGCAGUUAUUGCAUCAAGCACGGGUUACGAAAGCAAGGGCGUUAAGGCUUUUCGAGCCUAA
This is a messenger RNA of Ilex paraguariensis (yerba mate), 447 nucleotides long. The record is from the annotation of a GenBank genome assembly. NCBI's taxonomy places the organism in Eukaryota, Viridiplantae, Streptophyta, Magnoliopsida, Aquifoliales, Aquifoliaceae.